This is a messenger RNA of Arabis nemorensis, 501 nucleotides long. The record is from the annotation of a GenBank genome assembly. Lineage: Eukaryota; Viridiplantae; Streptophyta; Magnoliopsida; Brassicales; Brassicaceae.
AUGAAUAACCAAGGAAGUCAGAAUGUUGCAACUUGCAAGCCCGUCACUACAUUUGUCCAAACGGACACCAACACUUUCAGAGAAAUCGUGCAGCGCUUGACAGGUCCAUCAGAGAACAAUGCUGCAGCAGCACCAGAACCAACAGUGAUAAAAACCUCCCUACCAAAGAGGCCGACUUCUAAGCUCCAUGAGAGAAGGCAAUGUAUGAGGCCAAAGCUUGAAAUUGUCAAACCUCCUCUAAGCUUUAAGCCCACUGGUACGACACCAUCAUCUAAGUCUGGUAAUACCACCCCUUCUUCAUUGCUCUCUAACUUGUCCUUGAUAGAAGGGGAGAAAGCAGAACCAGAUGGUUGUACAACAAACAUUGAAGAAGAAGAGAAAGCUAUUAAAGAAAGACGCUUUUACUUACAUCCAUCGCCAAGGUCUAAACAAGGGUAUACAGAACCAGAAUUGCUUACUUUGUUUCCUUUAACAUCUCCCAAUUCCAAUGGCAGACCAUAA